Olea europaea var. sylvestris is the source of this 4001-nucleotide messenger RNA. RefSeq names its product protein SIEL. Gene Ontology annotation, biological process: intercellular transport. Gene Ontology annotation, cellular component: endosome. The transcript is spliced from 11 exons. The record is from RefSeq and is a predicted model, not a curated record. The coding region runs from base 63 to 2867 and encodes 934 amino acids. NCBI's taxonomy places the organism in Eukaryota, Viridiplantae, Streptophyta, Magnoliopsida, Lamiales, Oleaceae.
UUCGCUUACAGUUUAACUUUUAGCGACUCCACCACUAAGUUUCCUCCCCAACACCGCCGCCCAUGGAGGAGCAACGCCUUGCGGAGAUCCAUCAGGCCUUCAGCCAAAACCACAAUCUCCCUAACAAAAUUCUAAACCUAGCUCUCUCUCUCAUCACCAGCCCUUUUAGUUCUUACUCCACUCUCUCUUCUCUACUUGACACACUGACCAUCUGCCUCCAAAACCCUGCCUCCGAUCAUACUAAUCACCACCGUGUUCUCUCUCUGGUCUCUUCCCUUUCUCACCACCACCCCCACUUCCGCCACCAAAUUAUCACCAUCGUCCGUGCAUUUAUCUACCUCCCUAGCACACCGUCUUCUUCCCUGCACUAUGCCCUCUCCGUCCUCCUUUCCGCAAAUACCAAACUUAACUUUCCACCUGGUUCUACUGAGACUACCGACCCCCUUGCUGAUGAAAGUCUGUUCCUUUCUCUGUGUUUUGGUCAAUCUGUUGCUGCAAGGUGUAUAUUGCUGCGGAAUGUUAGUAAAUUUUGCGUGAGGCCAUCGGUAUUGCUCCCUGUUUUACUCGGGUUCACGAGGGAUCCAUAUCCUAAAAUCCGGGAAGUUGCCUUGGAUGGUUUGGUAGAAUUGAGUAAUUGCAUUAUGGUCGAAGAUCAAAGUCUAAUAGAAAGUUGUUAUUUUCGUGCUGUGGAACUUCUGCUUGACUGCGAUGACCCUGUUAGGCGCUCAGCUGUGCGCACGGUUAGCGAGUGGGGGCGGUUGCUUGUAGCAUUCAACCAAGAUCAAAGUAAAAAAGAAUGUUCUGAUGCAGUGUUUAUACAGCUUUGUUCAAUGGUAAGAGACAUGGACAUGAAGAUCAGAGUUGUUGCUUUUGAUGCCCUGGGGAAAAUUAGAAUGGUUUCAGAAGAUAUUCUGUUACAAACGUUAUCUAAGAGGACUCUGCCUAAAAUAAAAGAGGAUAGAUACUAUGGCCAGUUCACUGCAAAGCUGCCUAAAAUAUCUGGGGCUGCAUUUGCUUUUGUACAUGGGUUAGAGGAUGAAUUUCAUGAGGUAAGAAGAUCUGCCUGCCAUUCCUUGUGCAUGCUGACAGCUUUUUCCACUGAGUUUGCUCGUCAAGCUGUAAAUAUAGUAAUGGAUAUGCUGAAUGAUGAUUCAGUGGUUGUAAGGUUGCAAGCAUUGGAGACAGUACGCUAUAUGGCUAUAUCUGACCAUCUGAUGGUGGAAGAAACGAUCUUACAUAGGUUCCUUGGCACUCUGCUUGACAGAAAUGACUCCAUCAGAUCUGCUGCAAGGAAUACUCUCCAAUCAAUGAAGUUGCAGAAUCUGGCCAUGUUUAGGUUAGGCCUAAAUUCCUUAAUGAAGAAUUUGGAAUUUUAUCCACAGGAUGAAGCUGAUCUAUUUUUUAUUUUGUUUAAACUUGGUCGAACUCAUGGGAAAUUUGUGGGCAGCAUAAUUCGAGAUGUUUUUCAUGAGUUGGAGCCUUCUUUUGAUGGUAAGCUGGGAUUUGACAAUGCGAGGACAGUAGCAUUAUUAGUGUUGGGCAUCUCAGCUUCAGUCUCAUUUGAACGGCAAAUUUGUACAGUUCCUCCGCAAAUAUUUUCUUAUGCUGUUACAGAAUUGGGGAGGAUCUCUCGUGCUUUAUCUGAUGUGGUGAACCAGAAUAGUCUUUUGGCUUAUUUGUCUCAUUGCAGCAGAUUCACAGUUGUCUCUGCUUCUGAGUUCUUUAAAGGGGAAGAACCAGCCUUACAGCUGGAGCAAAGUGAUUUUCUCUUGUGCCAAAAAAGCAACGAGAGCUCUGAAGCUUAUUUAACAAGUCCGCUUCUAGAUUACCUGGCAAACUUGCAUGAUAGAGUAACAAGCUGUGUGAAGAUUGUCCUUCGAAAAAUCUCUGAUAUCUGGCGAUUGAUAGAACUUGGAUGCAUGGGUGAAGUAAUUCAAACGUUAAGGAACUGGAAGGAAGAGUUUUCAAAGUUGACCAAUUACUCGCCACAGACUGUUGGCAUCUUAGCUUUUACUUCAAAAUAUAUACAUGUCAUAAAACUACUUGGAAAGGUGUGGUCACACAUUUUGCCAUCCGGAAAUCUCAGGUACCAUGGAAUGGGAGUGUUGGAGGUUCUAUUGGGUAAAAUCGACGAGAGACUCCAAGAGAUGUGGUACAGGUUCACGGGAUUGAGCAGAGAGGAGGAGUUGCAUCUAUUAGAGAUAAUGCUUUUGAGUUGUGUGUUGAGAAUAUCUUAUUUAGAGACCUGCAACUUUGAUGCUAGUUUAAAGAAGAUCUGUACUAUAAUUUCACGUGUUGAAAAUCUUUGUAAAGAAGGAGCCAUAGAACUUUCUAAUUUUGUAAUUGACCUUCAGAAAUUGUUGAGUGACAUUGGCAAUUCCAGCUAUGGGGUGUUCGAAAAUGUUCAUCUGCUUCGUAAGUCUCUCAAGUGUUUCUCGCCGAGGCAGAUUGUCUUGAGUGGAGAAAUCAAACACCUAGAGGCUGAACUUAAUGUUCAUGACAAUGAUUUCCAAAAUCCUCUUCCUUUCGUUUCAGGGUUACCUGUAGGCAUACCAUUCGAAAUCACAUUGUAUAACCUUACUCCUGAAAAGCGAUUAUGGCUUACUAUGUCUGUAGAUGGAAACUCAACUCAGUUUGUCUUCCUCGACUUGCAUGAAUUCGGAGGAUGUGAUGAAAUCAUGAAGUUUACAUUUGUUGCACCUUUUUAUGGAACCCCUAGGGUGAAGUACUUCUCCUUGAAGGUACGCAUUGCCAUGGAAUGCUUGUCUGAGGGUGUUCGACUCUUCAACUAUUGUGAAGGACCAAAACGUGAGCUUAUUUUCCUUUGCAAGGAGAAUGAAGUGCAUCUAUCCACACCUAUCAAGUAGUGGACUGAGCUUCGUGCUGUUCAGGUGGACAAGAGUAGUGUUUUAUUUAAUAUUUAUGGAUAUUUGUACACUUGCUCAAAGUUUGUCAACACUCUGUUGACCAUAGACCCAUAAUUUCGACAGAUUCUUUGAAAUUAUUUAAAUAUUGGCUAAAGAAAUUCACGCUUGUCAGGCAGAGGGCAUUCUCAGUUGGCCAACUGUCAAAUUCUUAGUUUGAAGUGAAGAAACCUACACGUUCUGCUGCUUGGAAAUUGUUCACAAGCAGUCUCCACAUUGAUUUCCUGCCUGAAACAAAUCCACCAAAAAAAUAAAAGUGGAACAAUCAGUUUACAUGCUUUGGAGGUCUCUUCCAGUGGCUUGUUGCUUGAAAAGAUUAUUUGGCCUAAUCAAAUUGGCUGGUAAACUAUAUUUGAAGUGUGAAGACUCUGUCACGGCUUUGAUCCUUCGCUGCUAAUGCAUGUCACAUAGAAUUUCACCGAUUUGGUUAGUGUUACGAACUCGGCUGGAACCAGCAUGUUAUUUAUCAUGGAUUGUAAAAGAUACCUGAAGGUGCUCUGAUAUGGAAUAAAAUCCUGACUGCGGAAGGCGUACUUGGAUUACUUAUGUGGGCCAUGCUCUGUUACAGUCAAGAUUUAAUAACAUAUGGUGGUAAAACAUCUUGCUGCCUGCCCAAAAAAGAAUCUGCAAUCGUCAGAAGAGCAAGGCAAGAUAUUUGGAUCAUGAUAUGAUGUACCUGAAUUGAAUAUUAAAUGCAAAGGUGGAAUUCAUAGAUAUGGCAAUUCCUUUUAUAAUAAGAAGCAGGAGCGCUUGGGGUAUUAACUUGUGGUUGAAUUGUCAUUAGCCUGCUCAACUUAUAAAUGUAAAGUUCAUCGAGGCUGACACUAAACAAAAAUAGUCUUUCUUUAUUAAUAUUUUGUGAUUUUACACUUGCAUUCCUAUUACCAACACGUGCGAUGCAAGCCUUUUAUAUGGGCUGAGGUAUUUGGAAGCUACUGUUAACGUGUUAAAAAUUUACAAGAGAGAUAUAUGUUGUGUGAUUAAUGGUUAACAAAUCGAUGUAUAUGUUGGAAAUUUGUGCUAGAGAUAAUGUAAACAAAUAUAAUAAAAGGUUCUUGAUAUAGAAGAAGUUCCUUA